Messenger RNA from Aspergillus saccharolyticus JOP 1030-1, 475 nucleotides. Its product is annotated as 60S ribosomal protein eL31. Lineage: Eukaryota; Fungi; Ascomycota; Eurotiomycetes; Eurotiales; Aspergillaceae. Gene Ontology annotation, molecular function: structural constituent of ribosome. The transcript has 4 exons. Gene Ontology annotation, biological process: cytoplasmic translation. The coding region runs from base 38 to 412 and encodes 124 amino acids. Gene Ontology annotation, cellular component: ribosome; cytosolic large ribosomal subunit. The record is from RefSeq and is a predicted model, not a curated record.
CAGCCAACGACAGCCGACAUCUCUGUCCCUAUUCAAAAUGUCCAGCACCGUCCAGAAGACCGGCAAGAAGACCCGCUCGGCCAUCGCCGAUGUGGUGUCCCGCGAGUACACCAUCAACAUGCACAAGAGACUGCACGGUGUUAGCUUCAAGAAGCGUGCUCCCCGCGCUAUCAAGGAGAUCCGCGCCUUCGCUGAGCGUGCUAUGGGCACCACCGACGUCCGCGUCGACCCCCAGCUCAACAAGAAGGUCUGGGAGGCCGGUAUCAAGGGUGUCCCCUUCCGUCUCCGUGUCCGCAUCUCCCGCAAGCGUAACGACGAGGAGGGCGCCAAGGAGAAGCUCUACUCCUACGUCCAGGCCGUCAACGUCAAGGAGGCCAAGGGUCUCCACACCGCCGUUGUUGACGAUGAGUAAAUGUAUUAACUUUUAAACCAUCAUCAACAACUGACUGUGCUUGAUAUCCCUCUGUUGAAAAAA